AUGACGCUAAUCUGCCGCUGUAUCCACAAGUGCUUGGGCGUCUGCCGCCGCAACAGACGUGGCCAGAAUUCCCAAAACCCAGUACUCCCUGUUACUAAACAGCCUACUGGACCUGACAUUCCACUUAGCGUAAUGCACCCUAAGCAGCCCGCAAGCCCGGUCCCACCCCCACCCAGAGAUUCAGAGAUUGUCCGAACAAAAAGGCCAGCUCGAUCCUCCCCAACGCCAACUCGAACGGCAAGGCGAGGUCGAGUCUCCGCGCAAGGCGGAGUUGCAAGGCCGGGUAAGUCCCCGAAGACAAAGCUAAGUAAAACCGCGAGGCUACAGCUGGGUAAAGCCGCGAAGGCCGCCGGCGACAGUGAAGAUAACAUCAGCGAGGAGGAAUACCCCCCACUCCCGCCUUCAAGAGAAGGCUCUCACACGGGAAUCACACCUGAAUUGAGUGAUAUUGAUAUUAACGAGCCCAGGGAUGUUGACGAUAUUGAGAUACCAGAUGCCGAAGUUGACGACACUGACAUACCAGAGGCUGAACCCGGUGAUGAACUUUUUUACUUCCCUACAGCCCCCGGACUUCCAGAAGAUGAUGAGGAAGAUCAAGAGGAUAUCUCAGCCGAGGGAAUGGUAUACUUCGGUUCACGAUCCCGCACUGACAGACCUACAACGCCCGCGGGUCAAGUCGAACAAGCCGAGCAGUCCCCUAACAGCAGGAAGCGGGGACGCGUCGAGGAUACUGCACAGGAAGGUCAAGAAUUGAGCCCAGCUGCUACAGCUGUGCGUUCUCCUUCUCCCGGCUUCGAGGACUCCUUCUCCGACUUCGAGUACGACAUGUAUCCAAUGCCUAAGGAUGCGCAAGUGGCCACAUUCCGACGAAAAGGAGCUCAAGUAAUAGCUUGGUUAGAAGACCCAAACGAACCAAACUGCGAUAUUGCCCAGACAACCACGACCCUACACGACCUGAUGAACAACCUCCCGGAAGAAAGUCGUUUCCAAGUUAAAGAAUCAAAUUUCCAAAAUCUCGGCAACCUUUUUCAAGGAGCCGAACCCGAAUCCAUGGGACUUGAUACCACACCAAAUAGUUACCGGAAAUCAACGGUUUUCAGCCCAGUCGUCGACCAAGAGAUCCUAGAUAAGUUUGGACUUGCAGGCAUGACUAAUGGCUUCGAACACAUAGUCGGACCGGGUGUACUUGUUGCUACAAGCAUUUUCAGGCACGAUUGCGUUCAGUGGAAUGUAGUCGCCAGGGCCGUGUAUGAGUGGGACCACCCCAUUAGCACUCUGAGACAUAUCAUGUUUGAAAUGAUUGUCAAUAGCGAGACCGCACCAUAUAUCAGGCGGGUAGCUUAUGCCAGGCAUGGCCGCGAUUUCUCCACUGCGCGUAAUGAGCCAUGCCUCAAAAUCGAACGUGGCACUCGUGAGUAUGAGGAACUCCUCGGCACAAAAUUAGGCAGAGCAGCCGCCAUCCUUCUUAUAUCAUGUUUCCCCAGAGGUACGGUCCGUAUCGCUCGAGCAGUCGCUUGGAAUGACGGUACAACAGAGCUAAGAUUCGAGAUUGAGCCCAUCCCUGCUAACCCUUAA
This is a messenger RNA of Penicillium verrucosum, 1575 nucleotides long. RefSeq lists its product as uncharacterized. The transcript has 2 exons. The record is from RefSeq and is a predicted model, not a curated record. Bases 1 to 1575 code for a protein of 524 amino acids. NCBI's taxonomy places the organism in Eukaryota, Fungi, Ascomycota, Eurotiomycetes, Eurotiales, Aspergillaceae.